Messenger RNA from Caenorhabditis sp. 36 PRJEB53466, 4718 nucleotides. Lineage: Eukaryota; Metazoa; Nematoda; Chromadorea; Rhabditida; Rhabditidae. The record is from the annotation of a GenBank genome assembly.
AUGACAAUUUCCUACAGCGGCAACGUCAUUCAACUACUUUUACGAUGGAAAGGAUCCAUUUGGAGGUUAGACUAUUGUUGGUUUCUCGAAAAUUAUAUGCACAGGAUAAUAUGAAAACCAACAUUCGAUGAUUGGAAACAAUGUAUGAUUUUUGAAACUGACAGCAAAUUUCCAGAACCGCUUGGAAGGAGCUCUUCAUUUAUUUGAUACUCUUCUACUCGAUCCGCACUUUUUACCUUCGAGGCAUCGAUUUUCUGGAUGACGACGACGAUGAUCGAGAGAAAUUGAGAAGUGAGCAAUGGAUUUUACCAGGGCUCGGCAAAUUUCGGCCCAGGCUUUUUGACGACCUGCCGAGGCCUAGACUUUUGACCCACUUGCAAUAUUCCGAUCAGGUCCAGACUUUCCAGGCUUCUUGCACUUGGAUUGAAGUAUAUUGGGUCCGAGUUUCAGACCCAUCGGAUCAUCUGGUCCCGAGAUAUACAAAUUUUCGCAAAAACCCGGUCUUUCCGGUCUCUGAUUCAGAUAUCUCGGGACCGGAUGAUCCGAUCGGUCUGAAACUCGGACCCAAUAUACUUCAAUCCAAGUCCAAAAAGUCGGCAAAGUUUGAGCCCAUAGGAACAAUUGCAAGUGCAUCAAAAGUCCAGGCCUUUUCCCCAGCCCUGGAUUUUACUGAAUUGUUCGAAUUAUUGUAUGCCCAUCAUACUGUUUUUCCAAGUUUUUAAAUAGUUUUAUUGCAGGAAAGUUCGAGACGUUCUGCCGUCAAUGCGACGCGUACACUCGCCUCAUCCCGCUCACGUUCCUCCUCGGUUUCUACGUGUCGAACGUGGUCGCCCGUUGGUGGCGCCAAUUCGAGACGCUUUAUUGGCCGGAAGACAUCCUUUCGGUCCUUUGUACGGUUCUGCAUCAGCACGACGAGAAGAAUCGCCGCAGAAGGCACACUAUCGCCAGAUAUCUGAAUUUGGCCAACGCGUUGGCUUGGUUCGUUUUUGGAUAAACUUUUAGCAAUUUGUGUACGGCUAGGAUGUUGUAUUGAGUCCGUGACAAAAGGUCGGAAAGCCAAAAGGUCGGAAAAAGUGACAAAAGAUCGGUAAAAAGUGACAAAAGAUCGGUAAAAAGUGACAAAAGGUCGGAAAAAAGUGACAAAAGGUCGGAAAAAAGUGUCUAAAGGUCGGAAAAACUGCUAAAAUACCUGUUUUCUGGCUUUUUGUAAUUUUUUCCGACCUUUUGGCAUUUUUCCGACAUUUUGUCACUUGUUUCCGACCUUUUGUCACAGACUCGUUGUAUUGCUCUCCGAAAAUUGUUUGCAAUUGUUGUAAUUCAACUGAAACACGAUUAAAAACGUUUGUAAGGAUCACAAAUGAAAUCGCGGUCAAAGAAACCCGACCGGCAGCGAUUUUGCACCUUAAAAAAAUACUUUCAGGCGCGACAUUUCCUCGAAAAUUCGUCUCCGCUUCCCGACGGUUCACAGUUUGAUCGACGGCGGUCUACUGACCGAAAAAGAGUAUGAAAUCUUGGAAAAUAUGCAUGUAAGUGCCUAAUUCAACUGUGGAAUUCUAGAAAAUCAAGAAAAUCGGUUAAUCAGUACAAUGAUAGCCAUCAAAAGACAUGAAAACGUACGAAAAAGGGUCAUGACUACGAAGCAAUGUUGACUUACACUCACGAUCUCCCACGACGCGAAUGAUUUCAAUGGGGCGCACUUGCAACAGGCGGGCUGUGUCGAUUUACGCGGCGGCCGAUUAAUUAAUUUUCAACGGGAGGCCGCGUUCUUUCUAUGUUCUCUAUACAAUACACCUACUUUUUGUACGCCUGGAACCUGGAUUCGAAUAAUUAGAGCACUAGCUACGUUUUGGUAACAGAAAUCUCGCAUAUCGUUGAGAAUUAGCCGAGUUAUUUCGAUUUGAAGGUUUUCGCCUGGAUUUUGAUGUUUUUCGAAUAGUUUUCGAAAACUGCUCAAGAAAACUAACCGCCAGAACCUGAAUUUUGUGAAGAAAGAUUCAGCGAACAUUUUUAUCGUUCGUUGCGCUCUUGGAAUGCAAAAUGAGCUGAAAUAUAAAGGUUUGAAUUUUUGACGAAAUACGAAAAAGAUGCUAAAAACAUGAAAAACUCUAAAUUCUGCAAAGAACGGUUUCCAAUCAGUAAAAUAUUGUUUUCUAGACGUUUUUCAAGUCAAAAAGAAAAAAAUAAAGGUCGAAAACUCGAAAUGAAAUGCAUUUUGAGACCUGCAGAUUUUCAAAAGUUACAACGACACUCCGCAAUUUACGAGCGCACUGUGUUUAGCAUUAGCGCCCCCUGGGAGACCGUGACACUCCCGAACUCAAAAAUCAAUAGUUUCAAAUGUUCAGACCGAAAACGAGUCAAUCCGAUGGCUGACUCCGCUUCAUUGGGUUCAACAAAUUAUGCGACAAGUGGAAGAGGUACGAUUAUUACAAAAAUGCUUUCUUUAAACCAUAAACUUUCUUUUGAAACAUGAAAAAAAAGUGGAGUUCAAACAUGAAAGUGAUUGAAAGUUUUAGGGGUUUUUACCGCCUAAUCGAUACUGUUUUUCUCUAAUUAAACAAUGAUUGCAGGAGACGAAACCGACGGCCUCCCUUCUGAAUCAGUUCAUCGGCGAGCUCCGCAUUUUCCGUCAAUCUCUGCGCAAACUCUACUGCCACGACUGGGUGUGUGUUCCCCUCGUGUACACGCAAGUCGCCGCACUCGCCACCUACGCAUUCUUCUUUUUCACGCUCUUCGGACGGCAAACACUCAUUCCGGACGUCGAGUCCGGCAAGGAAAUCGAUCUCAUCGUUCCCGUAUUCACCAUUGUCCAGUUUUUGUUUUUUGUCGGAUGGUUCAAGGUUUGUUGGCGAGAUUUUGACAGAAAUACCAAAAUGUCUCGUUCAGGUCGGUCAAGACUUGAUGAGACCGUUCGGUUUGGACGACGACGAUAUCGAGCUGAACUACAUUCUGGACAGAAAUGUCCGCGUUUCAUUUGCAAUCGUCAACCGACUUCAGCAGACCGUCACACGUUCGUUUUUCGUAUGCACAGAACAAAAAACACUGCAUUUUACGCUGAAAAACGAGGCUACGCCGAGAACCCGUCUGAUCCGGGACAAUUCUGGCUCGGCGUAGCCUCAAAAAAACACAUAAAAGUCGCACGGUCUCCAGAGCUGACAAUAUCAGUGUUGAGCGGAAUUCCGUCUGCCGUCUUCCGUCUUCCGUCUUCCGUGGUUUUUUUUGUUCCGUCUUCCGUCUGCCAUUUUCCGUGAGAAAAGUUUUCUUCCGUCUUCCGUCUGCCGUUUUCCGUAAAAGAAUGUUUCUUCCGUCUGCCGUCUGCCGUCUUCCGGGAUUUUUUUUUCUUACCGUAAAAGAGUAAUAGCUUUUCAAGAGCCAUUUACUAGUCCCGAAGAACGCGAAUUUCCACGGGCAGUACCCAGAUCCAAAAGUUUUGUUGCAUUAGUUAUUUUUUUCAAAAAAAAAACCGGAAAAAAGGCUCUGAAUUGACGAUUUUUUGUUCCGUAUUCCGUCUGCCGUCUUCCGGGAAAAAAGUUUUCUUCCGUCUUCCGUCUGCCAUCUUCCGUGAGAAAAAUUUUCUUCCGUCUUCCGUUUUCCGUGUUCCGUAAGAAAAAUUUUCUUCCGUCUGCCGUCUGCCGUCUUCCGUAUUUCAAAAUUCCACUUCCGCUCAACUCUGGACAAUAUGGGCGUGGCGGCCUCGGCCAAAUGGCGUUUUCAUGAAUUGAGCACGUUUUCUCUGAUUUUUGUGGUCAAAGGCGAUGAAAAAAGAUUGUUCGACAUGAAAACACACUAAUUCUUAGAAUUAAUGACGUUUUAGUGCAUUUUUCGCGGACUUUGCUUUUUCGCCUUCGCCGCCAAAAACCGCACUUCUCAUUUUGCGCGCUUUCUUGACCGUUUUCAGACAGAAUUGGUUUUGAGAAUGAUAAAUCACGUAAAUACAAGCAUUUUGAGCGCUCGAACCGCGAAAAUUACCGAAAAGCAACUGAAAUUCACGCAGUUUUAGCCAAAAACCUUCAAACGGAUAAAUACGAUUUGCGACCUGACCAAAUUUGACGCUCUUGCGCUUAAAAAAUUUGUAAUAGCCUAUACAAUCGGUCUAUCGAGAGACAAAUGAGAAAUUAUCGGUUUUUCGUGGAAAAUCUGGCAAAAACCCCAAAUUUCGCUGUUAAAAUUUGAAUUUCGCGCCAGUGUAUCGCUCUAUUGGGCGGGGCGCACUUGCACCCAUUGUCAGCUCUGGAGACCGUGAUUCGCCAUUUUCAAGUGAAGAAAUCGCACUUUUAAUCUUAAAAAAACGCGGCAAAAACACGGGAUCGUCAUGGGUACAUCGAAAACUAAAAUUUGAACUUCCGCCGACGGUCGAUUGCGUAGCGCCCCUAUCUUAAAGCAUUAGGCCAAAGCAAAAUGUUUGAAAAUUUCAGUAGAGCGCACUUGCGCCAGUGUACCCCGCCACGACUCUGUGCAAAAAUGGGCAUUUUGCAGCGGAUUUCGAGAACGACGACGACAAAAUGUGGAAGGAGAUGCACUCGGAGGAGGGCGACGAAAAGACGAUGGCCCUGAGACUUCCCCAACUGCCGCACUCGAAAUUGUCGCGCCAACUAUCGGAACACCCGCCACGACUGCACGCCUACGUUCCGAUUGACGACGAUCGAAACAGCAUUAAGGAUGUGGAGAGUUAUAAAGGAUGUCGCGGACUCAAAAAGGAGAAAAGGCACUUGAAUUGGUAG